AUGAAUAAUGGUUAUCUCCUUGAUAUACAAUCAAAUUUAUACUGUAACUUGACUAAGGUUGAGUCAACUCAUUGUAGGAAUGAACGCUUUGGUCACAUCAACUACCGAAUGCUUGAUAAGCUCAUUAACCGUGAACUUGUCAAAGGCGUUCCAAAAAUUAACACUAAAGCAGAAGGUGUUUGUGGUGCAAGCCAAAAGGAGCCGAAAAAUGUUGAGGAAGCACUCAGUGAACCUUCUUGGGUAAACUCAAUGCACGAGGAACUUAAUCAGUUUAAAAGACAAGAAGUAUGGGAACUUUUUCCUAUGCCACCAGGAGGAUUCUCUAGAGGUGGUGCUGAUAAGACACUUUUUACCAAGUGGAGUGGAAAAAAUGUACUUGUAGCACAAAUAUAUGUAGAUGACAUUAUCUAUGGAUCCACCUCAAAGACUUUGACAGAUGAAUUUCCGAACCUUAUGAGUGAAGAAUUCGAAAUGAGUAAUGUUGGAGAAUUAUCAUAUUUUCUUGGUUUGCAAAUACAGCAACAAAAGAACAGUAUUCUUCUUUCUCAAGAAAAAUAUGCAAGGAAUUUAGUUGAAAAAUUCGAACUAAGAGAUGCAAAACCUAUGGAAACUUCAAUGCUAACUACUGGAAAAAUUCAAUCAAAUCCAGGAGAAAAAUCAGUUGAUCAGAAACUAUACAGAUCUAUGAUAGGGAGCUUGCUAUAUCUUACUGCAACAAGACCAGACGUUGCUUUUAGUGUGGGAUGUUGUGCUAGAUUUCAAGCAGAUGCUAGAGAAUCAUAUCUCAAAGUUGUAAAACGGAUCAUUAGAUAUGUUAAUUGUUAG
Messenger RNA from Papaver somniferum (opium poppy), 825 nucleotides. RefSeq lists its product as uncharacterized. Lineage: Eukaryota; Viridiplantae; Streptophyta; Magnoliopsida; Ranunculales; Papaveraceae. The record is from RefSeq and is a predicted model, not a curated record. The transcript has 3 exons. The coding region runs from base 1 to 825 and encodes 274 amino acids.